AAAAAACACUUUGAAAUUAGAUUUAAUAUCUGAAAAUAUAUUCGCAAUUUAAAAAAUAAGAUUCUUUUUCUAUACAGGCUGAUGAAUUUAACACUUUGCUUUAUCAGAUGAUGCUUGAAGAUAAAAACAAUGAAUUAUUAAAUAAUCCUAAAUUAUACCUUCAUAUAGCGAUGAAGAAAGAGGUUGUCUUCACUGCAUGUGGGUUCUUUAGAUUGGACUACACUUUGGUUCAUUCUAUGAUAGCUGCUACAACAACGUAUCUGGUCAUCCUCAUCCAAUUCGGCCAAAUGAGAAGGACUGUACCAAUUCCGAACCUUCCUGCCUCAAAUACCACAGGGCAAUUCAACGCUUCAAAUUAUUUCCAUCAUUCAUAAUAUAAAAAUCAAAUAUAGAAUGGAACUUAAAAUAACAUUUGUUACAAUGGUGUGUUCUGGUUACUUUAUUUAUAUUUUAUUUGUUCAUGGUACACAUAGCAAGUUUAUUGACGAUAGAAAUAAAU
Messenger RNA from Nezara viridula (southern green stink bug), 499 nucleotides. Lineage: Eukaryota; Metazoa; Arthropoda; Insecta; Hemiptera; Pentatomidae. The record is from the annotation of a GenBank genome assembly.